Messenger RNA from Perognathus longimembris pacificus (Pacific pocket mouse), 1281 nucleotides. RefSeq names its product family with sequence similarity 170 member A (gene Fam170a). The transcript is spliced from 4 exons. Gene Ontology annotation, cellular component: nucleus. Bases 196 to 1182 code for a protein of 328 amino acids. Lineage: Eukaryota; Metazoa; Chordata; Mammalia; Rodentia; Heteromyidae. The record is from RefSeq and is a predicted model, not a curated record. Gene Ontology annotation, biological process: fertilization.
GUACUGAGCUCUGGGCAGGUGGCUGGUUCACAAAGUGGUCUGAGCUCUUCAGCCCUCUGGAGGCCUGGUUAUUUUUAUUUGUAUAGAAUCAUUUCAACAGACUUUCUGAGAGUCAAGAAGGGCCCAAUCUGUAGGAAGAAGGGGAGGCAGACACCACACUAAACAUCUUCUAAGAGACUUUUGUAGCUGGUACUAAUGAAACGAAGACAAAAGAGAAAACACCUGGAAAACGAAGAGCCCCAGGAAGCUCAUGAGAAGGGAGGAGGAAUUUCAAAGACACAAGAGGAUGGCCCCCAGCCUGGACCCACUGCAAUGGCCAAAGUCUGGAGCCCAGGGGUAGGGGAGGUCUCCUCUGCCUCUGAAUACUUCUCCUGUGUUUCUUCUCCAUGCAAGCUCUGCCAUGGUAGAUGCCAGAGAGUACAAAAAGAAAGUCCCCAGGCCAGGUCACCUGCAGCCCAGGCUCAGGAGCAAGGAGAGAUUCGUGCUCAUUCACAGAAUGUCUCUUCAUCCCAUUCGUCCUACCAGACCUGUGUGUCUUCCAUGCCUUUAAGCAAAGAGGAAAAGGGCAUGAAAAUAUACUACAUGCAGGUACAAAUGAUAAAAGGUGUGGCUGUCUCUUGGGAGAGAGAAGAGACCUCAGAGACCCUAGAAAAGCAGCCCAGGAUGGAAGAAGCAAUGCUUCUGGGGAGUGUGCGGGUGGGCACUCCGCCCUCUGAUGUGUCCACCAGGAACCUCCUGUCUGACAGCGAGGCCGGUGGGGAGGAGAAAGACUAUGAGGAGAGAGCAGACUCAGACAGUACUCCAGGAUCACCUGUAAUAGAGGAAAGACCCAGGGCCAAGACACCCGACUGGCUGGUGACAAUGGAGAAUGGCUUUAGGUGCAUGGCCUGCUGUCGUGUUUUUGCCACCAUGGAGACCCUUCGAGAACAUGUGCAAUAUGGGGUCAGGGAGGGCUUCAGCUGCCACGUCUUCCAUCUCACCAUGACUCACCUGAUAGAAAAUAUGGAAUCAGAGAGCACCCAAGAGGAAGAAGAGGAGGAGGAGGAAGAAUACAGACCAGAAGAGGCGAAUGAGGAGGAGCGGCCCACAAGGGAAGACGUUGGACUGAAGAGAUCAUGGAGCCAAUGCCCGGGAUGUGUGUUUCACUCUCCAAAGGACAGGAAGGAGAAGAGAGAACCAUGAAGAGAGAAGUAGACAGAAACCAAUAGCAUAAAGGAGGAUGCGUGGACCAAUACUCAGUCUAACAUGCAAACACUGUAUGUAAUAAAUCUUCUUUUCCAC